Messenger RNA from Glarea lozoyensis ATCC 20868, 1137 nucleotides. RefSeq names its product Carbohydrate phosphatase. The record is from RefSeq and is a predicted model, not a curated record. Gene Ontology annotation, molecular function: fructose 1,6-bisphosphate 1-phosphatase activity. Bases 1 to 1137 code for a protein of 378 amino acids. Gene Ontology annotation, cellular component: cytosol; cytoplasm. Gene Ontology annotation, biological process: sucrose biosynthetic process; gluconeogenesis; fructose 6-phosphate metabolic process. The transcript has 2 exons. NCBI's taxonomy places the organism in Eukaryota, Fungi, Ascomycota, Leotiomycetes, Helotiales, Helotiaceae.
AUGGCGUCAAACGGAGCAGAACCACCUUCUGUAGAGAAGAUCAACACUGACAUCGUCACCCUCACCCGAUUCCUCACAGAAGAACAAACAAAACACAAAGAAGCAACUGGGGAUUUCACACUCCUCUGCCACGCCCUCCAAUUCUCCUUCAAAUCAAUCGCCUACUACAUUCGACGAGCAACCCUCAUAAACCUGACUGGACUCGCAGGUUCGAGUAAUACCACCGGCGACGACCAGAAGAAACUCGACGUGAUCGGAAAUGACCUCUUCAUCGCAGCCAUGCGCUCGUCGGGAAAAUGCGCUGUCUUAGUCUCGGAAGAGGAAGAAGAAGCCAUCUACUUCCCUGAACACAAGAACGCGAGAUACGCAGUGGCAUGUGAUCCCAUCGACGGCUCCUCCAACCUAGACGCUGGAGUUUCCGUAGGCACAAUCUUCGCGAUCCAUAAACUGGCCGAAGGCUCAGAAGGCAAGAAAGAAGACCUCUUGAAACCAGGAACCGAGCUCAUCGCCGCGGGGUUCACCAUGUACGGUGCUUCCGCUCAACUCGUCAUCACCAUGAAAGGCGGUGGUGUCAAUGGAUUUACCAUGGAUAACGCACUCGGCGAAUUCAUCCUCACACAUCCUGACAUGCGAAUUCCUAAGAGCAGAUCCAUUUACUCCGUUAACGAGGGUAACUCUUUAUACUGGGAAGAACCCGUCAAGGAGUACUUCAAUUCGCUCAAGUUCCCGGCUGAGGAGGGCGGAAAGCCGUAUUCGGCGAGAUAUAUCGGGUCUAUGGUUGCGGAUGCGUAUCGUACGUUGUUGUACGGUGGUAUUUUUGCGUAUCCCGCGGAUAAGAAGAGUCCAAAGGGAAAACUGAGGAUUUUGUAUGAAUGUGCGCCUAUGGCUAUGGUUUUUGAGAAUGGUCAGUCUUUCCUCCACUUUAUCCCUGUUUCUUUGCCUAACCCUUAUGAUAUCCCUGCUGCCUUUCUACUGCAAGUGUGUAUUAAAUCUAACGUCCCUCUAGCCGGCGGCCAAGCACUCAACAGCAAAAUGGACCGCAUGAUGGAAGUUGUCCCCGAUGGAAUCCACGAUCGAUCGGGUAUCUUCAUGGGGAGUUAUGAUGAGAUUGAGAAGGUCAAGAAGUUUCAUAAGUAG